Molecule: messenger RNA, 6011 nt
Organism: Uloborus diversus
Lineage: Eukaryota; Metazoa; Arthropoda; Arachnida; Araneae; Uloboridae
Product: proteasome activator complex subunit 4-like
Biological process (GO): proteasomal ubiquitin-independent protein catabolic process
Cellular component (GO): nucleus; cytosol
Molecular function (GO): proteasome binding; peptidase activator activity
Source: RefSeq, a predicted model, not a curated record
UGUCAAAAGCAUUUAACUCAUAUUUGGUCUGAUACGAAAUGGAUGAUAGAGUUGAUAUACUAGGCUUCGUUCCUCAAAAGGAGUUAAUUUACAAUAAACUUUUGCCAUAUACAGAAAAAUUAGACAAUGAAUCGCAAAUAUAUUUGUCAGAAAUCAAAACUAAUUUAGGGAAAUCUGUUUUAAGUCAAAAUUUGGACGAUAUUUCUUUCUGGUGUAAGCAUUUAUUGAGGUACAUUUCUUUGUAUGGAAGAAAGUUUUCAAAAGAAGAUCACAUUUCUUUCAUAAAUGUUUUAUUUGAGCUUCUAUUGAUACCUGAUGUGGAGCUUACUUUUGUGGAUAAUAUAGCUGUUAUUCUAAAUUUACUUCUUAAAAAAUCUGAUUUGCUGUCUCGAGAUGAUUUGGUUUUACCAUGGCGUACAUUAUAUCAACUCUUUGAACGUUUAUAUCUCUCUUUAUCUGAAAACAUUGAAUACCAUCUCAAAUCUCUUAUUCGAUCUUGUAGAUUAUAUUUUUCUGUGGAUUCAACCCAAGAAAUUCUUGAUGAAUUUAGACCAUAUAUGUGUCCAUUUGAUAGUGGAUUUGCCAGAGUAGUAAAUUAUUUUGAAUCCCUUUUAUGCACCACUUUGCCACCCUCUGAGCAUGAUAAAGGUUUUAGACUAUGGUUUGAUGAACUCAUGACUAUGUGGCAACAGUGGCACAACAUUCCUGGUUGGGAAAAUGGUUUUUUGUGGUUGUUUUCACGUGUUGCCAAAGAUAAUAUUGGAUAUAUUAAUUGGGAACCAUAUAUGCCAAUGAUUUUUACAAGACUUUUAAGGAGCUUUAAUUUGCCUGGGAGAUCUAAUCAAGUGCAAGUUUUGCGUGUUGGUUGUGCAUUUGAUACAACUGCAGUCGCUACCUUGAUUGCUUCUAUGCUGGGAUCUGGAAGCAGCUGUCAAUUACACAUCAGUCGCCUUUUUAAGGCUUUAGAAUCAUUUUAUCAUCCUUCUAAUCAUGGAAGGUGGCUGGGGAAAAUGCAAAGACUUCUUCAAAAACUCCCUGUUGCUGUCAUUAAAAGAAUACGCAGAGAGAGAUACACUAAAAAAGUAAACUUCAAUGAGAUUCCUGAAGAAGCUAAGCUGACCAAUGAAGAUAUCACUGAAUUUGUCAAAAGCAUUGUUCCAGCUGCCCUAUUAUCUAUGUUUAGCAAACGAGGCUGUUUAGAUUCGGCUACUGCUCUUCAAAAUUUAGGAGCUCUUCGACCUGAAAUAGUUAUUCCCCCAUUGCUGGAAAGAUUAUACUCAUCUUUAGAAACUUUGAUUGAGCCUCAUCGUUUGACAGCUUCUAUGCAUUGCCUUCUUCCAGUAUCAAGAGCUUUAGUUCGAAAAAAUAAAUAUUUUCUUGAAGGGCCAAGUCAUGUAAUUCCAUUGUUAAUGGCAGCAUUACCUGGAAUUGAUCCAAAUGAUAUAAAAAAAUGCAUGGUUACUUUUCAAUUUAUAUCCACUUUUGUGACUCUGGUUUUACUAGUUGACUGUUCAAGUGCUGCAGAAUCAAAUCCUGAUCUUCCGCCAAAUGUGCAAGAACUAUGUCUAGCCACUGCUGCAUUUGAAGAUUUUGUUUUGCAAUUCAUGGAUAGAUGCUUUGUAUUAAUUGAAAACAGUUGCCUAGAUAAUCCUAGCCGCCUGGAUCGUGACUCGGAGCGUACAAAUCCCGAAGAAAAUUUUCUAGAAGUUGGAUUAAAUAGCACAUUUGGAAUUAUAGUCUCUCAGAGCUCACCUGAAAUAUAUGAGGUCAUCCUUAGUAAACUCCAUAAUUUUAUAACUACACACAUUUUAGAAGUUAAUGUGUCGGGAAAAUAUGCAGCUAACAUGUGUCGUGCUGCAUCUAAGGUUAAUCCAAAAUUGUGUUUGAAAGCUUUUGUUCCUCAUUUUACAAAACUCAUAUUGACGUUAACAGAAAAUGACGAUGUGUUAAAUGAAGAAGUUUUGGAUGAUGAACUGUUGUUUAGUUUAUUAGUUUUGUCUGAGGUAGUACGAUCUGAUGGUCAAUAUUUAUUGGAGUAUCACAAGAUGAUUGAAACUGUAUUGGAAAGAACUUUGUAUUUGAAGUGCAAGAAAGGUUAUCGUUCAGCAUGCCAGUUGUUGUUUUAUGCCUUAAAAACUUAUAUUCAAAGUGUACCAAAAGAAUCCCGCAGUGUUGCCAAUGCAUGGUCUCGCUAUAGUCCGGAAGAAAAGUACAGAUAUCUUGACGACUGGGGUGAACCUGGAGAUAUUAACAAUCUUGGAGUAGAAUACCAUGUUCCUUCUGAAGAUGAGUUAAAGGCCGUAAAAUCUCUGCUGGAAAAAUUCCUUUUUCCUGAACUUGAUAAACUUCAAAAGUGGGCAUCCAAAGAGCUUGUACUUUCAAGGGACUCUGUGCAGCAAUCGCUCAACAUUGUGUUGCACUGUCUUGUUGGUGCUUCUGAAGCUUUACCUCUAUGGCCUGCAGAACAGUUGCCACGACAUGAUUCGUCAUUACCAGUAUACUCUCCUGUUCCAUUAGAUUGUGGAAACAAAGAAAUUGAUUUUGAUGGGAAAAAUGUACGUUUGCUCAUUUGUGAUGUCAUGCGUAAAGUAUUAAACCACAUAACUGAAUGUUGUGAAGACGAUACUAAGUCACUUUUUCUUGUUAUCAAACUUUAUCACAGCUUGAUGUUUAAUUGGGGUGUAGAGAAAGAUGAUCUUGAUGGUAGAUUCAAAGCAUUUCGUCUUGUAAAGAAUGCUCUUGAAAAUAAGCUAUAUGGGAAGAAAAAGCACAUGCGCUCUCUGCUGAUUGACAGAACUCAUUUGCAACAUGAGUUGCGUCUUUCGGAAAAGUACAGACAUUAUUGUACUGAAGUUCACUAUUUGCUCAUGAAAGAUCUUUUACAGUUAUCUACAAGUCAUUACAGUGAAGUGAGGAUUAAAGCUCAAAUUGUUCUACACAAUUGUUUAAAUACUUUUCAUCAAUCUUAUAAAGUUAUAUUUCCAAAAGUUCUUGAAUUACUUCAGAAAGAUCCUACAGAAUGUCAUGAGGAAUUUAAGGGUGUGUUGCAUGUUAUUGUUGGACAGAAAAGAAGCUCUUUGCUAUUCAUUCAGUGUUGGGAAUCAUUAAGUAAACUUUGGCCUUUGAUUGUUUCCUCAAAACAUUCUGAAAAACCUUCCAUUAUAAAGCUGCUUGAAUCAAUUAUUGUGAUCAUCCAUAAGCAUUUACCAACUAUUCAGAUAAAGCUGAAAUUCUCAGAAAAAUGCUUGAAAGCUGCUGAGAGUCUUUUCAAUCAAAGUAUGCCACUACCAACUGCACCUUCUUUCACUAGUGAUGAAAUUUUGACUCACACUAAAAAUUUGCAAAACCGCAAUGAAAAAAAUGAAAGUUGCUACAGAAGUCUUGUAUUUUCUUUAAUAGAAUUGCUUCAAAAUAAUAACUUGCAUUGGAGGCAUUACCGGUUAGCUUUGGAAAUGCUAUCAAUUUUGAUUCGACCAGAUGUAGUGUAUCCUAAGGAAGGCGUAGAAUUAUUCGUAGGACAUUUAAUUCAUGAAACACUUGCAAUUAGAAAAAUUUCUUUGCAAGCUGUUGUCUGUAUUUUGAAGCAACACAAACGGAAACAUGUAAAAAUUGAAAUAGAUCCCAAAUCGCAGCAAAGUGAAGAUUGGACUCUUCAUCCACUCAUGGCUCAACAACAAACAGAAGACAUUCCAGAUAACUUAUGGUUGCAAUAUAACAGCCUUACUCCUCCAAAUACUCUUGAAAAAUGGAAAUCCAGGCAUUUUGUUCACAAAUCUUACGUAGGAUUUUAUGCAUGGCCAAAGCAAUUGAAAGUUCAUGCUCCAGAAAGUGAGCAGCCCAAGUUGGAUAGAACUUUUGAUGAACUGCAGGAGGAAGAAAAACCAAUAUAUGAAGCAUUUAUGCAACAAACAUUUGUUGAUAACAUAGUAUCAUACUUUUCUUUAGAAGAAAAGAAAGGUGUUGACAAAUUCUGUGAAAAAAAGUUGCUGUUGUUUCGAAAUUUAUUUUCUAACUUUGGAGAUACAUUCCUUCCUAAUUUUGUUCAUCAUCUGCAUCAAAUGGUGGAAGACAAACAAGAAAGCAUGCAACGUUGUGCUACAGAAAUGAUUGGAGGUAUACUGAAUGCUUCAAAGCACUGGGGUUUUGAAAAGGUAGAGAAACUAAAAGAAAAUUUUGUUCCUAUCUUAGAAAAAGCACUUAAGAGCAUUACACCAGAGACCUUUGCUGAUUGGGCUAAGUGUUUUGCUUCUAUGAUUGAAGACAGAGAUCCAAACAAAUACUAUUGGUUGUUUGAGUUCUUGAUGAAAGAACCCCAAAGCAUUGAAAAUGGAUCAUUUUUAGAAUCAAGUUGGCUCUUCAUUCUUGCUGAAACGUUGGCCACACAACAAUGGCGAGUUAAUGAAUUAUUUCUAAGAGUUCUUGAAUACAUUAAGCCAAAACUCAACCACUCUUAUCAAAAUGUUCGGGAGAAAAUUGCGAACUUAUUGGUAAAUAUUUUCAUGUACGAUAUUCCUGUGAAUGGGAACAGCCUAGUGUAUGCUCCUAAACGAUUACCAUUUCUAAAUGAAAUUUUGCCGAAAUUUGCCAUUUUGGACACAAAAGAUGGAAAUUUCAGAAAUGAGCUAACAAGUUCUGGAGAAGAAUCAGCUGAGCGAAAAGACGCCAAGAAUUUGUUUCGAACAAUUUGCUUAUGGAUUUCACUGAAUUCUUCAAGAACAUUGGCUCCUGCUCCUCCAGAUAUUUUUAAGAUUUUACCAUUGCUAUGCCAUUUGCAGAAUGACAGUACCGAUGAAAGUUUCCAACGAGAGUGCUCUGUUGCAAUAGCUAUCUUAGGGCAUGCUUUAUUAAGCCAUGAAAGCAUUAAUGUGGCUGUAAAAUCCCUUCAAGAAAUUGUAUCUAAUAACUCAUGGCACUCCAGAGCUGCUGCAGCUGCAUAUCUUCAACAAAUGGUAUUUUCAAAUCUAUUCAGCAUAAUGUGCAAUGAUAAAUGGACAGCAACUAUUCAUGAAAUGCUUUUAACUCUUUUACAAGAUGAAAGAAUUGAGGUCAGAGAAUCAGCUGCUGAAACUCUUUGUGGGUUUCUUCAUUGUGAAUAUUUUAAAAUCUCAGAAGAAUUUUUGAAUAAUUUUAAGGUGAAGUGUCAAAAGAAAUUAAAAAGGCAUAAAGCAUAUCAAAAUGGCCCUCGAAGUAUAGAACCUGAUGAACUUAGAGAAAGGCAUGCUGGAAUAUUAGGUUUAUGUGCAUGUGUAAAUGCUUUUCCAUAUGAUGUUCCAGACUUUCUUCCUGAUAUUUUAGUCCUAUUGGCUGAUCACUUGCAUGAUCCACAGCCAAUUGAGGCUACGAUCAAGAAAACUCUCUCCAGUUUCAGAAGGACCCAUUAUGACAACUGGCGAGAUCACAAACUCAAAUUUACUGAUGAUCAACUUGCUGUGAUAACUGAUUUGUUAGUUUCUCCCAGUUAUUAUGCUUGAACAGUUUUGAAAAGUUCAUUUUUAGUACUCUUGUAAUUUACUACCAUCUUCAUAAUUUUGUGGACACUAUUGUGGAAAGUUUGUUAUACAUGUAUGAAAUGGCAUUGAUGUAUGACACAUAUAAAUUUUAUCUGUACAAAUGUGUUUCAUCGUUUUAUUGAACUGAACUACGAGAUAUAUUAUUUUAAAAAUAAAAGUUGUAAUUUGUUUUUAAAUUUAAUUUAUUACAUAUUAUUAAAGUUAUUUUCUUUCAUCUUUUUAAAGUGGGAUUGGGGAUUAAAUUCGUAUGAAAAUUUAAACUGAAAGGAAAAUGAUAUUUAUAUUUCUUCAAAUAAUUGUUCCUUGAUUUUAAAAGCAAAAACACCUUUUUUCUUUAACUUUAUGAUUUUCCUCCUGAGUUAUUUACAAUGAAUUUUCAGUAAAGAGAAAUCCAAUAUUCAUGUACAAUAAAAACAUUAAUUAAAAGUGUACUUGGCUCUAUGCUGCCAUGAUGGUAAAAUGAUACCUAAAUUUUGAUAAUAAAAUAAUUUUUAUAUCCUA